This is a messenger RNA of Aphis gossypii (cotton aphid), 1260 nucleotides long. RefSeq lists its product as uncharacterized. The transcript has a single exon. The coding region runs from base 1 to 1260 and encodes 419 amino acids. The record is from RefSeq and is a predicted model, not a curated record. Lineage: Eukaryota; Metazoa; Arthropoda; Insecta; Hemiptera; Aphididae.
AUGAACACGAUUGGAAGUGGACUUAUUGAAAUAGAAAGAUUUAGAAAAGGUUCAAAAACUUUCGUAAUUAAGAACUGUGAAAAUUAUAUAGAUUACAAAUUAUUUUUUAACUAUAUUUUACAUGAGUUAAUUUUAAAGUUAAGACAAUCGUGUAUUAAAACGUCGAUCAAAUUUAAUUUACACGUUGACGCUACUUACACACGUCCUAUAACACAUGAUAAACAAGAUGUAGCUUUUAAAACUUCGAAUGUUUUAGCAUGUAAUUCAUCCGAUUUCGCUAGUUUGUUAAACAUAAAGUUUGAUAAAAUAUUAGCUGAAGAAUCUGAAUUUAUUGCUAAAGGUUCAGGAUGGACACUUGUUUCAAUAGAUGGGUUACAGUUGAGAAUCAAUUUAGUAAAUCCAUUAAAAGGAGGUACAUAUUUAGAUUUACCUAAAUUUAUACGAGAAAAAAAGGCUAUUAUAAACGUUAAAAAUAAAGAUAAAUACUGUUUUAAAUAUUCUAUACUAACCAAAUAUGAUAAGCGUUCUAAUAAAUCACGAUUUAACCAAAAAUAUUUUGAUUUUCUUGAAAAAAAGAGUGGGUUAGAUUUUAAAUGUAUUGAUUUCCCAACACCAAUAAAUCAAAUUAAAAAAUUUGAACGUUUAAAUAAUGUUUCAGUUAAUGUUUAUAGUUUAAAUAAUAAAGGUACUAUUUUCCCUCUAUUUAUAAAUAAUAAAGAAGAAAAAAAUCAUUUUGAUUUAUUUUUUGUCAAUAAUCAUAAAACAUCACAUUAUUGUUAUAUUAAAGAUUUUUCAAGAUUUAUUAGAAGUCAGAAAACUAAAAAUUGUUCUAAAUUAAUUAUUUGUAAGAGGUGUUUUACAACUUUUGGAAAUAAACCAUGUAAAAGUAAACUUUGGGGUGAAACAGGAUUAACUGAACAUAAAAAAAUGUGUAGUAAGAAUAAAUUAGGAAGACCGAUAAUGUUUGAAGAAGGAAAAGAAAAUAAAUUCAUAUUUUUUAAAAGUUAUAAAAAAACUUCUAGAAUACCAUUUGUUAUUUAUGCUGACUUUGAAUGUAUUUUAAAACCUAAACAGACAAAUGAAUUCACUAAUACUAGUAAAACUUAUAUCACACAUUUACAUGAAAUUAUGAGUUAUGCAUUUUAUGUAAAAGUUGACUAUAAUAUUAUCACAGAAAAGUUAAUGCAACAGUUUAAAAUUCCAACAAACAUAAUAAUUUAUAGAGGUAUUGAUGCGGCAAAAAUUUUAUGGAAAAUAUGA